Messenger RNA from Poecile atricapillus (Black-capped chickadee), 7098 nucleotides. RefSeq names its product WAS/WASL interacting protein family member 2 (gene WIPF2). The record is from RefSeq and is a predicted model, not a curated record. Lineage: Eukaryota; Metazoa; Chordata; Aves; Passeriformes; Paridae. Gene Ontology annotation, molecular function: actin binding. The coding region runs from base 4617 to 5936 and encodes 439 amino acids. The transcript has 8 exons.
CAGGCGCAGAAGGGCCACGACCGCCAUUUCGUUCGGCGGGGCUGGGGCCGGGGCCGGGAGCGGCGGGAGGAGCCGCGGGAAAACACAACAUCCAGGACUCCCUGCUCCUGGUCCAGCAGCCUUCCUGACCACCGUGCCGAAGGCAGCAUGGAUGGGGAGGCCGGUGCACCGGGAGUACGUGUCCACUCUGUUGGGUUUGCUGUCAGGAUCGCUGCACCCGGAAUUCCCAGCUCCGGCUCAAAGGAACCGGGAAGUCCUCUCGUCUCCCGCCGCUUCCUCCCGCUGGAAUAAUUCAACAGUUCCUGCCCAGCCCCUCGGUUCCUGCCCAGCCCCUCGUGUGCCACCUCUCCCUUCCCGGCUUCCUUUUGCCUCUUCGGCAAAGGGGGCGGGCAGGGAAGGCUGCGGGCCUGGCAGGACGGGCUUUUCCUGCUUUUCCUUUUGCUGCAGCGGAAUUUCGGGACAGGGUUCCUUGCUCCUGAUUAAAGGUUUCCUCUGCUGAGUGACCUGAGAUGAGAUGGGAGCAAGGGACAGACUGAGCUGGGGGUUCUGUGGUUGGGGAAAGCCAGGGUGGGGAAACUGUGGACAGGGAAAUUGAGGCUGAGGAAACUCUGGAGAGGAAAACUGAGGAUGUGGAAGCUGUGGAUAGAUAGGGAAACUGAGGUUGUAGAAGCUGUGAGUGAAUGGGGAAACUGAGGCUGUGGAGCUCGUCCCUGAGGAGUUAGAAACUCUGGAGUUUUUGUUAAAAACGCCUCGUCAGAGCCCGCGGAUCGUUAAUAAUUCACAGGGAGCGUCUGGAUCCCGCGGGGCCGGAGCGUGUCUGUCUGUCUGCACGCAGGGAUGCACCGGCUCCCCGGGAUGCUCCAAAUGGAGCUGGCAGCUCGGCUCGGGAAGCAUGCUGAUAGGAUUUUAAAAGCCUGAAUGACCUUAAAUCCUGCGAUGGCUGUCGCUCAGGAUAAAUUAUUUAUGUAGCAUCCUCAGCUCCUCGGGAGCGGGCAGGAAUGUCAGGCUGCGGAGGACAGGGUUGGAAUUUGGGAGGGGGUAACGAGGAACUGCGGGUUUGGAUGGGAAGAGAGGGAAGAUAAAGGCGCGGGGGCGGGUGUUGGAGAGGUCCAGCCUUGGAAGUCGUUCCCAAACCGGUGCGGCCGCAUUUCUGCACCGACAUCAGAGGGUGGAAAUUCCUCUUGAUCUGCAGUUCAAAGCCUCCCUGAGGAUGAGGCGCUGCAGCUCGGGCUUGCAAAUGUGAAAUACAAAUCCGCCCGGAGCCCAAAUCCCCCUGAAAAGCGAGGAAAUAGGCGGCUGAAGGUCACUGCUGCUGCCUGUCCUGCUCCAGCAGCAAUCCCCCUGGGAUGAGUGGGAUGGGGGCUGCUGCUGGGGAGAGCGUUUCAAUUCCCUCCACAGCAAACAGGGACUUGAAAAAUGCCUGGAAAAUGUGGUGUGUCUCUGUGGCUGGGCCAGAUCUGCUCAAUCCUGCUGCUUUUAAGGGACAAGGGGCAGCUGAAUGUCAAGUUCUUGGGAUUUAGUAAUGUUUUGAUCCCAGGGUUGGCAGGGAAGUGCUGAUCCGAAACACUGCAGAGGGGUCUGUGGCCAUGGUGUCCUCCAGCCUGUGGAGCAGCAGCUCUGAAGCAGCUUUCCACAGGGUGACCUCGAUCUCCUGAUCUCUCCCUCCUCCCAAGGGACAGCUUUUCACACCUUGUUUUCCUCAUGCUUUGCUCAGAGCUUUCCUGAGGUUUGGUUUGGAUUGGAAAAGCAAAGGCACUGUGUAAACCUGCCCCUCCUGCCUCAGCCCAGCUUUUAUCCGCUGGUGUCUCUGGAUUCAGCUCUUCCGAGCCGCUUUCCCUGCGAGCACAGGGAGCUGCCACCAUGGCAUAUGGAGCCCUCAGAGGCUCUGAUGUGUCUUGGUGGAAGGGUCCUGGUAAAGAAGAACAAAGGAGAAGGAGUGUGGAGAAGUCGGAGCGUUGUUCUCAGGGAUAGCUUCUGCCAGGCAUGAAGGGGUGCUGGGAGGAGAUUCCCCCCCCCCUUUUUUUCUUUUCCUGGAGGAUUUAGCUCCUGUCUCCCUAAUCUGUAUCAGCUGGGUCUGUCUUCUUGCACAUGAAAGAUCCAGGCUGUAUUUCAAAGGCACCGUUCCCACACGGAGCUCUUAGCUUUUCCCAGCCAUGUGCUGAGUUUGGGGCCUCUCGAUUUUGGUUUUUCAAUGUGACCUUUGCUGUUAAUCCCCAGCCCAAACGGGGCCGUGCGCUGAAAUGGAAUGACCUGUUUCUUGGGAAUUCAGCUCCAGUUUAUCCUCAAGCUGCUUUAGCUUAAACUCUUCUCUCCCUUCCUCUCGCUCUUCUAGGUCAGAGCCUGGAUCUGAGCGCAGGUUUUGCUGUAAGGGCACCUUAGAGGGGAGAUAGUGACUCGUGAUCUGUUUGUAGAAACAGCCUCCUUGUCCUACAGGUCCCUGUGGAUUGUCUGGAGCCUGUCACAGGGUGUCAGCAGGUCACACUCAGAGACCCCAGCAGUGCUGGCCUGGCACGGGUGGCACUGGAUGGUUUGUGCCAGCUGACAAACCCCUGUUUGUCUGUCUGUGAGAUGUGUUCCUGUCACAGGGGCCACCGAGGGAAGUGUCACCCUGGGAGUAACCAGCUGGCGCAGGAGCAGAGCGGGGACACAAUGUGUGACGUUCCCGUGGGUCGGGAGCAGAGGUGGUGGCCCUGGCAUCACUCCUGUGCUGGCUCAGGGCUGUGACACACGAGCCCAAGUCAAGAGUAUCAUUACCUGGCGCGUUCCUCAGCUGGAUCCCUGCUAAUUCCCUCCGGCAGCUGAUCCAGCACGGCUGGGUCUCUGCCCGGAGCCACUCGUGCCACCCUGGCCCUGUGAUCCCACUGCAGGUGGGAAGGAGCACAGGGAAAAGUGUUCCUGUUCCAACACGUCCCAGACGAGCACGUUCAGAGCCGUCUGUGAUCCUGCUCCAGUGGGAAAGGCACAGGCCGGAUGGGUUUGCUGGGCGUUGUUCCCGACUGGAGUGUCCGGAGGGAUCGAUGGAUGUCGGCUCUUGGAUGCGAGGCCUUGAGCUCGGGCUGGGGCGAAGGAGCUCCACAUUUGUUAUGGGAGGGCACUGGGGAACUGGGAGUCUCUGGUGACUUGGAAAAUGCUGUAAGAUAGAGGGAGGAAUGUCUUCCUGAUGAAGCUGUAGCUGAGGAGUUCUCACAGGGUAGAAGAGCUGAUUUUAAUUAAAAGGCAGUUUAGGUAUUUAUUUAUUUCCCUGAACCCAGAGCCAGUGGUUUGCCUGAGGGCAGGGGAGCCGCUGCUGUGGCAGCCAUGCUGCUGCUCCCUGCUUCCCAUUCUCGCACCUUGGGAAUGUCUGACAGAGGAUGGACCUGUAUCCUGUGGGAUUAGGAAUUGUAGUUUAUCUAGCAGGAGAUGAGUGUGAGAAGGGAUCUGGUUGUUCAUACCUGGUACAAACCUGAGUCAUAAAGGAACUUUCCCUGCGGUGGGGGCUGUUCCCAUGCCCUCUGUCACCUGCCCUGGAGGUCAGGGCCCGGAAAUUGGAAGUGUGUGAAAUUCAGGUGUGAAACUGCCCUGUCCUUUCCUCCUGUUGGUGUUGUGGUUCCCGUUAGUGACUGUGGAAUAGGUUUUCCUGUGGGAAGGACAUCCGUGGCCCAGAGAGGGACAUUUGUCCCCUGCCUCAGGGUCUAUCCCGAGUGCCUGGAACUCCAUGUGGUGAGCAAGGCCUCCAGUCACCACAUUCCUAUUCCCUGAGCCGGUGCUAUGGGAGGCCCUACCUGAGCCCUGCUGUCAGCAGCACGAGGGCCUGUGACCUCCCAGUGAUUCAGGCUCCUCUUCCUGUCCCCACUCCCUCUGUGUUCUGUCUCCAGUGCCGAGCGGAGCUGCCGGGCCCUGCGGAGCCCCGGGAGCUGUUCCAGGUGAGCCCUGGUGCCAGACAGGUUCGUUCUGGGCUUCUGAUGAGUUGAGUUGGAGUGUGGCCAGAUCCGUGCUGGGAAAGUUGGUUUCCCUGAUUACUUGGACAGCUUUGAGGGGGCUUUGGAGUUGUGGGGCACAGAGAGCCUUCAGUGCUGGGGGUUAUUGAUGUAGGAGAAAAGAGGUCGGGAAAUUCAGGGAUGGGAGCCACAGGACAGUCCCGUGCUGCUCUGGCUGUUGUGGGGCCGGAGCCAUCUGGCAGAUUUGUCCUGGCCAUGGCUGGAGAGGCCAUGGGGCCACGUGCCAGUGCUGGCGGGCUACUGUCACACUCCCAAGUGAGCAGCCUCCGGCUGCAGCUGGAGGAGCUGGAUGGAUGGUGCAGGAUCAGCUUGGCCGCGUUUUGUCUGCCGAGCGAGGUGGUUGUGUGAGACAUGUCCUGGGUUUUGACUCCAGGGGCUGUGGGGGCCCUGGGGAUUCGGAGUGGGGACAUGCUGGCUCCCACCUGUGUCACCUGCUGCUCCAGGGUGUUGGGACGGCCUAUGAGAGCAGCUCCAGCUGCUGCUCUGCACCAGCUCCGGGCACAGGGCACCAGCACAACUCCCCGGGGCUGUGUUUCACUGCCAGCUUUGCUUUCCCCGCGUUCCCUGACCGCUUCCUCCCUUCCCGCAGGCAUGAGUGCCCAGGCCUGCCCCCAGCACUGAGCAGCCGGAGCCGCCAGGAUGCCGAUCCCUCCUCCCCCGCCGCCGCCCCCCGGCCCCCCGCCGCCCCCCACCCUCAGCCAGGCGAACACGGAACCGCCGAAGCUGAGCCGAGAGGAGCAGCGGGGCCGUGGAGCCCUCCUGCAGGACAUCUGUAAAGGGACCAAGCUCAGGAAAGUGACCCAAAUCAAUGACCGGAGUGCACCCAUCCUGGAAAAGCCCAAGGGCAGCGGUGGCAGCAGCUACAGCUCCGGCUCAGCCGCCAUCCAGCCCAAGGGCGGCCUCUUCCAAGGCGGCGUUCCCAAGCUCAGACCUGUGGGAGCCAAGGACAGCUCAGACAGCUCCACUAAACAAACACUGCAAGUCCCUGGCUCCCGAGCAGCUGCUCCCAGGCCCCCCGUGCCGGCCAGCAACAGCCGCCCUCAGGACGAUGCUGACAGCAGCCGGGGGUCCCCACCGGAACUGCCGCGCACGCAGAGGCCCUCCCUGCCUGACCUGUCCCGGCCCGGCAGCACCGGCAGCACCGGCAUGAAGCACAGCUCCUCGGCCCCGCCACCCCCACCGCCAGGACGCCGUGCCGCCGCCCCCCCGGCCCCCCCUCCAGCGCACGCCAAGGCCUCACCCUACAACCGGGAGAAGCCGCUGCCGCCCACCCCGGGACAGCGCCUGCCUGGCAGCAGGGACGGACCCCCUGCCCCACCGCCCAUCAAACCCCCUCCUUCCCCAGUCAGUCUCCGGUCGGGCGCUCAGGGCCAGUCUCUCGCGCCACCACCUCCCCCUUACCGGCAGCCCCCCGGUGUCCCCAACGGCCCUUCCAGCCCCGGCAGCGAGUCGGCUCCGGAGCUGCCGCAGAGACACAACUCCUUGCACAGGAAGGCACCGGGCCCACUGCGGGGUCUGGCACCGCCACCACCCACUGCUGCCUCCCCGUCCCUGCAGAGCAGCCGCCCCCCACCGCCGGCCAGAGACCCCCCAAGCCGUGGAGCAGCUCCACCGCCCCCCCCGCCGAUGCUGCGGAACGGAGGGCGCGACGCCCCCCCGCCCCCACCCCCCUACAGACUGCACGGCCCUGCCGAGCCCCCCAGCCGGGGGAAGCCCCCACCACCACCCACCCGGACCCCGGCCGGGCCUCCGCCGCCACCGCCGCCCGUGCGGAACGGGCACCGGGACUCCAUCUCCACCGUCAGAGCAUUCCUGGAUGACUUUGAAUCCAAAUAUUCCUUUCAUCCCGUUGAAGACUUCCCAGCCCCAGAGGAAUAUAAAUACUUCCAGAGAAUCUACCCCAGCAAAACAAACAGAGCUACGCGUGGAGCUCCCCCUCUGCCCCCCAUCCCCAGGUGAAACCGGGCUGUGCAGGUGGAUUGUUCCAGAGCAGAGACAUGGACCACCUUCCCCUUCCUCAGCCGGACCCCCCCCAGCUCCCAGCCCCACGGAUCCUGCAUGACACACUCCCAGCCUCUCCGGUUUUCCCAGGACAAGUGGAUCCCCCCAGUCCAGCGUGCUCCGCCAGCCCCACCUCAUCUAUGCAUCCCCCAGGACUCAGUGACCUCGUGGCAAGCCUGGAUGAGUCCAUCCCUCAUUCCUCCUCAUGGAUCCUGGGUCGGGAUCUGCCUGGGAGCCGGGCACGGGACUUGAGGCUGAGCCAUGUGCCAGCUGUUGGGACCAGGGGGGCUCAUGGAGAGAGGCUGGGGUCAGGCAGGGAAUGGACAUGCUGUGAGACCCCCAGAGCGAGGAGAAGCAGGGACAGGCCAGCAGCACCUCAUUAUCCUGGGAAAGCCUUGUUAUCCUGGUGGAACCUUGUUGUCCUGGCACAACCCAUUGCUUUUUUGCACAGGAGCCAGUGGAGAUGGGGGGGGAACAUGACUGGGACCAUGCAGGGACACCCCGACCCCCUUUGUCUGACCCCACAGGGGUGGCACCCCCAUGUGCCCCCCUCAAAACCACUGCUCCCCUGGCACUCCCCCCUGGGGUUCUCCUGGCUCUCACUGCUGACUCCCCCAAACUUGAGCAUUUUAACAAGAAAACACUAAUUACAUGGGGGGGCCAUUCGUGCUGGGUCUGGCGCAUCAGGGGGUACGUGGGGGGGCCCUGGGGGCCGGUGAUGUUUUGCCUUACACUCCCUGUCCGACGGGUGGUCCCGGCAGGACUGUCCGUGUUCCCGUGGCGGGGGUCACACUAACGUAGUUACUGAUCUCUUUGUACCAUAGCAGGAAGGGCACGGGGUGCAGGGGGGCCACCCCUGCAGACGGCUUUGGGGCUCAUUCAGGGGAUUUUUUUCUAGGAUGGACCUUCCCCUGUUGAGGCUGGAGCGAGGUGGGUGAGGGGUGAGUGGGGGGUUUCUCUGGAGAAUGAGCCCCCCCAGCGCUGCCCUCUGGGUUAAAUAUAGGUUCAACACGGUUCUGCCCCUCCAAGAGUGAGGGGCCCUUUUAAAAGGGAACAGAGGAAUUUGGAGGAGCUGGAAAUUACAUUUAAAUAAAAGUAAUAAAGUGAUACAUAAUGUCAA